Messenger RNA from Morone saxatilis (striped sea-bass), 3174 nucleotides. RefSeq names its product nuclear factor of activated T-cells, cytoplasmic 3-like. Gene Ontology annotation, biological process: calcineurin-NFAT signaling cascade; regulation of transcription by RNA polymerase II; cytokine production. The record is from RefSeq and is a predicted model, not a curated record. Lineage: Eukaryota; Metazoa; Chordata; Actinopteri; Moronidae. Gene Ontology annotation, cellular component: transcription regulator complex. Gene Ontology annotation, molecular function: transcription factor binding; RNA polymerase II cis-regulatory region sequence-specific DNA binding; DNA-binding transcription factor activity, RNA polymerase II-specific.
UAGAGUCGUAGAGUUUCCGAGGGGAGCGUGAACGCAGCACGCGGAUCAACCUGGAGGAGAGUUGCAACCGAACAGAAACCGCGAACGCAACAAGUUCACGCAAUAAUGGGACGUUUGCGGGUUAACCACGCAACCCGGACGCGUUUUUAUUGAUGCCUUUCGUGUCGAUUCACAACUUUUAAGCCCGGGAAAAUUUGUGGGCGACGUCGUUGGUCGGUUGGAAACAAGAGUUCUGCUUUCAGUCGGAUGGAAGUGAGUGAGACAGGUCGGCUUUAGAGACAGACAGGUCUUUCAACGGCUGCCGCUCAGGGACAUUUGAAGGGCUCGAUGUCCACGUUAAACUUCGCCGAGGAGCUGGACUUCAGGCUGAUCUUUGAGGACGACGGCCGGCAGACAGCAGAUGAGGUGGAGGGCGAGCUGCGCGAUGCUGCCCGCCUCGCCCUGGGGUCCCCCCUAGGAUCACCUGUGGGGUCCCCGGGCUGCGGGGGCGGGGCCUUUGGGGUGGAGCUGUGGCAGCAGAUGUACCAGCAUCCUUCAGCCUUCAGCCCGGCGCUGUCGCCUCAUCAGUCGCCACGCCAGUCGCCCCGCCAGUCGCCACGCCAGUCGCCCUGCCACUCCCCUCGUACCAGUGUUACAGAGGAGAGCUGGCUGAACCGACGGCCCACCUCCAGGCCGUCAUCCAGACCGACCUCCCCCUGCGGGAAGAGACGCCACUCCAGUGCCGACCCCUACGCUCGCUCACCCUCCCCUCACCACUCCCCCAGCCCCACGCCGGGCGCCUCUCCGCGGGGCAGCGUGACGGACGACACCUGGGUGGGAAGCCCCGCCGGCGCGCUGGGAUCCCUCCUGAUGUCUGGCUACCAGGAGCUGGACGUCCCCUCCAAGACCAGGAGGACGUCGGGGAGCCAGCUGGGCCUCCUGGCCGGACAGGGAGACCCCGGGCUGGAGCCCUUCCAGGACUCCCCGACAGAGGAGGGGCGCGAACAGGACGGCCUGGCCGAGCUCUUUCUUCAGGUGCCCUCCCACUUCAGCUGGAACAAACCCAAACCUGGAAACCCUCCUCUGUUCAGUAUCUCGUCGCCUCCUCCUCUGGACUGGCCUCUACCCAGCCAGUUUGACCAGUGUGAGCUGAAGGUGGAGGUCCAGCCCAGAUCCUACCACAGGGCGCAUUAUGAGACGGAGGGCAGCAGAGGGUCCAUUAAGGCAGCGACUUCAGGACAUCCUGUCGUCAAGCUGACGGGAUACAGCGAGCAGCCGGUCAGCCUGCUGCUGUUCAUCGGCACCUCCGACGACCGCUACCUUCGCCCUCAUUCCUUCUACCAGGUCCACCGGGUGACGGGGAAGAUGGUCACCACCAGCUGCCAGGAGAAAAUUAUGGGUUGCACCAAAGUCCUGGAGAUCCCGCUGCUUCCAGAGAACGACAUGUCCGCCAGCAUUGACUGUGCCGGCAUCCUGAAGCUGCGUAACGCCGACAUCGAGCUGAAGAAAGGGGAGACGGACAUCGGGCGGAAGAACACGAGGGUGCGCGUUGUGUUCAGGGUCGCCGUCCCGCAGCCGGACGGCCGGAUGAUGUGGCUGCAGACGAUGUCCGUCCCUGUGGAGUGCUCCCAGCGCUCGGGUCAGGAGCUUCCCCAGGUGGAGAGCUUCAGUCCAGCCAGCUGCUCCGUGGACGGAGGAGAGGAGCUGCUCAUCACCGGAUCCAACAUCUCCACACAGUCCAGGGUUGUGUUCACGGAGAAGGGGCCCGAUGGAAGAGCGCUGUGGGAAACAGACGCCAGAGUUGUGCCGGAGAAAAGCAGCGGAUCCAGCAUUGUGGUCGAGGUUCCUCCGUACAACAGGAAGACAUCGGAUCCGGUCCAGGUCCACUUCUACGUCUCAAACGGGAAGAGAAAAAGAAGUCUAGCGCAUAAUUUCACCUACCUGCCCGCAGUCAGACGUCACCUCCCCGCCGCCGCCGCCGGAGUCAAACAGGAGCACUGGGACACAGACCACAUCCCCCACAAUCCACCUGGCUUCUGUCCGACCUCCCACGACCGAGUGCUCGGCCCAGACCUGCUGUAUUAUGAUUCCUGUGACAUCCCAGUGCACUGCGGUCCUCCUCCCCUUAACGCGCCUCGUCUUCAUCACCCCCCUCCCUCCUUAAUGUUUCCUCACGCCUCCUCCGUGCCCUCCGCAGUCCCCCACCAGACCCUGAUCCCUCUCCAGACCUCCAUCAUACCUCCUCAGAUCGCCACCCUGCCUGUCGAGGCCUCCUCCGUGCCCCUUCAGACCUCCUCCGGUGGACCCCAGAGGGAACCGUCUCCGAGCUCCAGAAGAGCCUUCGUGCCCGCCGCCGACCCGCAGAAGGACUCCCCGCGCUCCGGCCCAGGAGAGGCGCUGAACAUCAAGCAGGAGCCGGAAGAGUCCCAGCCGAACCUGGGAUCCCUCGGCCUCCGGGAGAUCACGCUGGAUGACGUGAACGAGAUCAUCGACAGAGACAUCGGCGGUCUGAGCGGCGGCGCCCAGCCCGACCAGUUCGACCAGUUCCACCAGUACGACUGGGAUCACAAGUCCGGCGACGCUGCCUUACCGUUCUGUGGAGGCCCUCAGUAGUCCCGCUGCUUCUUCUUCUUCUACUGUUCGCUUCCUGGACACAAACACGCCGGCGCUCGCGUACGUUUGCACAGAGCGCACCAAGUGCCUGAGAACCAAUCAGCAGCCUCCGACGAGCUCGUCUCAUCAGGGUUUUUCACGUCACUGUUUCGUCCUCGUCUCUCAGGAAGUUUUUCACUGACGAACCAAAGAUUUUUGUAGCUUUUCGUGACCGAAUUGGAACAAAAAAAAAAGGGCUGUAAGUGAACGUUAGCAAUCAGUAACGUCAUUAGAGGCUAAAAGUCGCACACAAACGAGAGAAUCCUGUCAUUAUUUAUUGGCUAAUUGAUUAAGAAAUCUAUUUUUGAUACUCUGGAUCAGGUCCAGGAUAAACUAAAGUCCUUCAGCUGAUUAUUUACAUUUUUAUAGCUUGGUUUUAACUCUGUACGGUUUACAUUUCCUUGGCUGAAUUACAUGAAUGCUGUCCGACCUGUUUUGGUGUGAAGCUUCAGACACUGAAUGAUAGAAAUGUAUCGUGAGGUUGAAGUAAAAAGAAAAGAAAAUGUCGGAUGUUCUGUGUUUCUAUAAAUCAUUUUAAAGGAG